Melanotaenia boesemani (Boeseman's rainbowfish) is the source of this 688-nucleotide messenger RNA. RefSeq names its product ubiquitin hydrolase B-like. The transcript has 6 exons. Lineage: Eukaryota; Metazoa; Chordata; Actinopteri; Atheriniformes; Melanotaeniidae. The record is from RefSeq and is a predicted model, not a curated record. Gene Ontology annotation, molecular function: cysteine-type deubiquitinase activity; cysteine-type endopeptidase activity. Bases 27 to 443 code for a protein of 138 amino acids. Gene Ontology annotation, biological process: protein deubiquitination. Gene Ontology annotation, cellular component: cytosol; nucleus.
GGAUUUAAAAUGGAGUACACCAGAACAUGCAAAAAGAGGUGGAGCUGGAAUACAGCUGUGAGUGCGGAGGAAAGUCAUCAGGCCAGACUUUGACCUUUGCAUCCCUGCCAAAAACAUUUAUCAUACAUCUUAAGCGUUUUUGCUACACUCCAUCCUUCAACCUGCAGAAAAUCUAUGACCCUGUGCAGAUACAGAGGGACAUAGUUGUGUCAUCUAAAAUGGGUGGUGGCUGUUUCAGUCUGGUCAGCGCCAUCAGUCAUUCAGGCAGUAUUGAAGAAGGACACUACAUCUGUGACAGCAUCGACCCAGAAGACUGUCCACUGGAGCCAACUGACCACUGGCUUACCUUCAAUGACUCAAUGGUCCUUAAAACAUCUGGCUGGGACGUUUGCAAGAAAAGGCAGGAGCUGGCGUACAUCCUUUUCUAUCGGAGACAUAUCUAGAACUGGAUGUAGAAAGGGGGUGGGGGGGCAGAAGAUCCAGCCACAGCAACAAACAACCAUAAGUAAAGUGUCAGGGACCAGCUGCACAAAGUAACUCUUGAGGCUAAAUCCCAUUUUACCAGAGAAAUUCACUCAUAAGUUUAUUUAGUAACUUUGCUCCUCAAAAAUGAUCACCACAAGAGGGCAGAGCUUUACCAGAUGGGAUAUGUUCUCUCCCAAUCCCAUUUAAUGUUUGAUUCAUUCAU